Molecule: messenger RNA, 336 nt
Organism: Penicillium lagena
Lineage: Eukaryota; Fungi; Ascomycota; Eurotiomycetes; Eurotiales; Aspergillaceae
Exons: 1
Coding region: 1-336 (111 amino acids)
Source: RefSeq, a predicted model, not a curated record
AUGUCUGCCGAAUGGUCUCUCGAUUUCUGUCUGGUCUGCGACCGCCAGACCCUAGGCAGCCCCUACUGCUCCCAGUCCUGCCGUCUCGCCGAGCUGUCGUCUGACAACCCUACUCUGGCUCACUCUGCCUCCUCGUCCGAAACCACCCCCAACUCGGAACCCUCAGACUCGCUCCGGCAAUUGCUAUCAGCCUCAUCCUCACAAACCUCUCUGUCCUCCCUGAAGAGUCAUCCCUCCGACUCGGCGGUGCUAUCCAACCACCUCCAGGAUGAGCUGCGUAACUAUGCCAGCUCCUUCGACCAAGUCCGAGAUCUCAAACGACGGAUGACCUCCUAA